AUGUUAUACAAUAGGGCGAGCGGCUGUCAAAUGGAUACUAAUGAUGGGAAAGAGGCUUUGAAAUAUAUCGACACCUUUGGACUGGACAACACAGUUAAGUCGAAGCCUGUUUUAGGAGGUUGUCGGCCAGCGGAGCUAGUCGAUGCUCAGAAGAAACGAAAAAAUACUGCUGCUGAUGAUAUAUUUGAAGGCGAUGACAGCAACGAUGACUUUACAAUGGACCUGAGCAGCAAGUCUGUUAACGAAAGCUGUAACAACGGGGAAGUUUGGCAGUUUGAUCUGUUUCAAGAGAAUGCAACAGAGGCUGUUCGUGAUCAGGUUAUGAGACGCAAAGCAAACUCAGCUGUAUUCAAUGGGGCUUACAUUAAUGAGCGGAUACGAUUUGACGUUCAAUCUGCUGUCCUUGAGCGUUCCUCUGCAGAUGGAGUGCUGCGUAUGCUGACUCAUAUGAGCCACAUGCGCGAUCCUCGUGCCCCGAUCAAUGUGCCCAAUGAUGUACUUGCCGCACUUCCACCAGAUCCAUAUAUUACUGCUUUGGAGCAGGAACGGCAUAAGCUAAAAGGCGCAUCCUACAGAAUUGAGGGAACAGAGAUCAAAAAAGAAGUCCGUCGCCUAAGCAAUGCAAUCGCAACCGCUAAGAGCAGACGUCGCAAUGUUAUCUCCGAAGAGUAUAGGGCUGAUUACUUUCGCUGUCGUCCUACCGAAGAUAUUGAAAAACAGAACAAUGGACACAAGGAGGAGGAGUAUGUCGAGUUUAUAGUUGAGUAUCAAAUAACCGAGAGAAAACAAUUGGCUGAGCUUCUAUGCACACUUCUCGGGAGUACUGAUCCACAGGAUUCUGUUGCACGGCGUCUCCGGGCUGCGAAUCUCAUGUUGAAAUUAUGGGUUACCGCGAGAAACCUCAACGUUACUGGCUUCAAUACUGCCUGUCCAACCAAUUUUCGAGAAGGAUUUGUCUGA
Molecule: messenger RNA, 960 nt
Organism: Sclerotinia borealis F-4128
Lineage: Eukaryota; Fungi; Ascomycota; Leotiomycetes; Helotiales; Sclerotiniaceae
Source: the annotation of a GenBank genome assembly